This is a messenger RNA of Fibroporia radiculosa, 1737 nucleotides long. RefSeq lists its product as uncharacterized. The transcript has 12 exons. The coding region runs from base 1 to 1737 and encodes 578 amino acids. Lineage: Eukaryota; Fungi; Basidiomycota; Agaricomycetes; Polyporales; Fibroporiaceae. The record is from RefSeq and is a predicted model, not a curated record.
AUGCUGCUUUAUACUGCGUUAUUAUUGCUUCUAACUCAGAGGCUAGCCGUCAAGCGAAUCGUCUCUACCUAUCAGCCCCUUACCACAUCUCACGACGAAUGCAACGCGUGGAAUGGACUUGGAUCUGCGUUCCUCACCCUUUGGAGACAGCUUCGAUCAGUCUCCGUGGAACUAGGAACACUAGGAGUGAUUAUAUACCUUGCCUCCUUCACCGUUCUGCAUACAACUACGCCGUCCUUGUUUUCAAUGCAGCCUUUCAAUGACACCAGUCUGACAGUGACCGCAACUGGGAGCAUGCCCACGUUUUUGGGAAAUGUAUCUGACAUCAACGUACUUGUCAAUAUCGUCACGUAUGCUUGGCCAUUGGUUUACGAGCUUUUACCAUUCAUUGCUGUUGCACGUAGUCAGAUGACACCGGGGUUGUUCAACAACACGCUUUAUGAUGUUUUGUCGAAGAACAACGGGGUCGGAGAGGUUCAAACAAAUGCAACCUCCGCCAAUGUGACAUGUGGGUUUCUACCCAAUGCAACUAUUCAGGCCCUUGAGCCUGGACUUGUGAACACGACAACACCGUUUGGCGUUGUGGCUAAUUACUGGGCUGUGGAAGCUGUAUACAACUCGUUUAACAUAUCACUUGCGUUCCCGCAGAUGUUGACUAAUACUGUCAUACAAAUAUCUUCGGCCUGGACUUUGGGGGGAAGCGGCAUCUCAACAAACUGUCCGCAAGGGCGCGACAUCCUAUUUGCUGUCUCAGCCAAUGUCACAGACAGCCAUGGGGCUUUCAAAGGCUCAGUUGAGCUACCUAAUGACUAUCCUCUGAUUUCCUACACAACGCCGUUUCAUGAAAUCAGCCUCAUGGGAUGCACUCUGUCGUGGUCUCAACAGACAGCGCUCGUCAACGCGCAAACUAAUGAGCUAGUCAGCCUAGAGCCCGGUGGCACUAAAUUGUCGUCAAUAUGGAAUCCAUGGGAACCGACCAAGCCAUAUGGUGACUGCGUAUCGGGGGGGUCUAGUGAUCCAAUAAAUUUUAGUCUCGCAGAUCAGCAUGUGGAUUUGUGGGCAGCCAUGAUGAAUGGUGCACCAGAAUGGCGUGGUACCGGCGUAUUUUAUGGGCCAGAAUGGCUGGGUCCCGGCGUAUAUUAUGGGCAAGAAGUAUUUCCGGCGAAUUCCUCCGAGUCUGAACUCCAAGCACCUACCGUUGAUUUUAGGUAUCUCAUGCAGACACUCAAUCUGACUCCUGGUGAGCCUGUUCAGACUACGCUGACUCUAGACCAAUUUGAAAAUGGAUUGGCGAACCUUACAGCAUCAUUAUACUGGGCAGAGUCUAGUUUUCUGCCGAACAUGCGAAGCUACCAAAUCGCCCUACAGGAAAUACAAUCUGAGAACCAGACUCCGAACAUGAAUACCUCUAGCGGGAAUGUGAUCGCUGCUCAAUUGGCAGCACGUUUGAAUCUGAACAUCUUACCACUCUCGAUAGGACUUGCGGCAUCUUUUGUGUUGCUGGUCCUUUCAAUUCCGUUGACCCGUGGCAAAAGAGACAACGACGAUAUUGUACAAUCACUCGGUAUCCUCGACCUUGCUUGGCUCGUCUCAAACCAGUAUGAGUUGCGAGAGACUGUCGGACGUGUGAAGGACCCAACAGUAGAGAAUCUACGAGCUGCAGGCAUGACACCCGUUACUCUUGUCAGGAGGAAGAUCUACGAGGAAAGUGAAUACAUGGGGUUGGACUCGGGUUGA